AGACGCUCGGGCGACGGGCCGCCGUCAUGCGUCGAAUAAAUACUACAUCAAUAAAUAGAUUUUAUUUAGCUGAAACUUCCGGAUGGAAAACACCUGGUCAGGUUAACGAGGAGGGGGAGACACCUGGUCAGGUUAACGAGGAGGGGGAGACACCUGGUCAGGUUAACGAGGAGGGGGAGACACCUGGUCAGGUUAACGAGGAGGGGGAGACACCUGGUCAGGUUAACGAGGAGGGGGAGACACCUGUCAGGUUAACGAGGAGGGGGAGACACCUGGUCAGGUUAACGAGGAGGGGGAGACACCUGGUCAGGUUAACGAGGAGGGGGAGACACCUGGUCAGGUUAACGAGGAGGGGGAGACACCUGGUCAGGUUAACGAGGAGGGGGAGACACCUGGUCAGAUUAACGAGGAGGGGGAGACACCUGGUCAGGUUAACGAGGAGGGGGAGACACCUGGUCAGGUUAACGAGGAGGGGGAGACACCUGGUCAGGUUAACGAGGAGGGGGAGACACCUGGUCAGGUUAACGAGGAGGGGGAGACACCUGGUCAGGUUAACGAGGAGGGGGAGACACCUGGUCAGGUUAACGAGGAGGGGGAGACACCUGGUCAGGUUAACGAGGAGGGGGAGACACCUGGUCAGGUUAACGAGGAGAGGGAGACACCUGGUCAGGUUAACGAGGAGGGGGAGACACCUGGUCAGGUUAACGAGGAGAGGGAGACACCUGGUCAGGUUAACGAGGAGGGGGAGACACCUGGUCAGGUUAACGAGGAGAGGGAGAGAGAUUACAGGUAAAUCAGAGCGGAGGUUUAACCACAGAAGAAUCGUUAAGGUCACAUGUUCUAUAUAUUUUUCAGAAAUUAAAGACUUGUUGGUUUUUUUUGUGCAAUUUAAAAAAUGCUUCGAGGGAAAAACGAUUGAAACUGAAAUGAAAUAUUUUUUGCAACAAAAACUAAUUUGUGACCAAUUUUUGUUUUGUUUGCAAAUUUGUUUCCGAAGACACGAGAUGAACCCCGUACUUACAGCAGCUUUACAUUUGUUCAAAAGGCGGCGUUACACUUUAGAAAGUCGCAGAGAAGUAUUAAUAAAAGGUGCUCGAUCGGUGAGGAGGUUUUUCAAUCUGUGCAGAAACUCAGUGACGUGAGAAAGUGAAGACGAAGAGGUUAGCAACAUU
This is a messenger RNA of Trematomus bernacchii (emerald rockcod), 1172 nucleotides long. RefSeq lists its product as uncharacterized. The record is from RefSeq and is a predicted model, not a curated record. The transcript is spliced from 2 exons. Lineage: Eukaryota; Metazoa; Chordata; Actinopteri; Perciformes; Nototheniidae. Bases 27 to 1142 code for a protein of 371 amino acids.